Messenger RNA from Penicillium diatomitis, 936 nucleotides. Its product is annotated as MBL fold metallo-hydrolase. The record is from RefSeq and is a predicted model, not a curated record. Gene Ontology annotation, biological process: glutathione metabolic process; hydrogen sulfide metabolic process. Bases 1 to 936 code for a protein of 311 amino acids. The transcript has 2 exons. NCBI's taxonomy places the organism in Eukaryota, Fungi, Ascomycota, Eurotiomycetes, Eurotiales, Aspergillaceae. Gene Ontology annotation, molecular function: sulfur dioxygenase activity.
AUGUCUACCCAGAUGACGCAGCCCAGCAGCGGGCAAUCUAUCAUCGAGCCCGUCGCACCAGUCAUUCACAAUGUCUUUGAACCCAAGACUGGAACAUGGCAAUAUAUUGUCGCAGACCCGACAACUGCCAAGGCCGUCAUCAUCGACCCCGUUCUCGACUACGAUGCCUGCACGCAGAAUAUCACGAGCACCUCCGCGGAUGCUCUGCUGGCGCUCGUCGAGAAACAGAAUUACCAGGUGGAAAUGAUCCUGGAAACGCACGCUCAUGCCGACCACUUGACCUCAUCGUCGUAUCUCCAAAAGAGACUCUCCUCUCGCCAGGGCUAUAAGCCACCCGUCGGCAUUGGCAAGCGGAUUGAGCAGGUGCAAAACCUCUUUGGACCGCGCUACGGUCUUGCUCGCGAGGAAUGGACGGGAGUGUUUGAUCGAUUGUUUGACGAUGACGAAGUCUUCACCGUGGGGCAACUAUCUAUCAAGGCGAUGCAUCUUCCGGGUCAUACCCCAGAUCAUCUGGGCUAUCUAAUUGGAGACAAUGUUUUCUGCGGUGACUCUCUCUUCCAUGCCGAUCUUGGAUCUGCACGAUGCGAUUUCCCCGGGGGUGACGCAUUAAAUCUCUUCCAAUCUGGUCGAAAACUGCUGAGUCUGGGCGAUCAUGUGAAGAUCUGGCCGGGUCACGACUAUCCCCCCGCGGGUCGAGAGCCCACGGCGUGGAUGACGGUCGCUGAUCAACGCCGGCAGAAUAAGCAUCUGCGGGACCAGGUCACUCAAGACGAGUUUGUGAAGAUGCGAAUGGAGAGGGACGAGGGUCUCAAUGCGCCAAAAUUGCUGCAUCAGUCAUUGCAGAUCAACAUUCGGGCUGGCCGACUGCCGAAGGCGGAAGAGUCGGGGUAUCGGUUGCUUCACUUGCCCUUGAACUUAAAUGGCCUGGACUGGUAA